This is a messenger RNA of Symbiodinium sp. CCMP2592, 768 nucleotides long. The record is from the annotation of a GenBank genome assembly. Lineage: Eukaryota; Dinophyceae; Suessiales; Symbiodiniaceae.
AUGUCAUCCAUUCUUGAUGUCGUGGCUGGCGUGCUGCCUGGCCACCUUGCGCUUCGCCAGUGCCGGGACUCCGAACAUGCUUCCAAGUCUACUGUGCAGCCGCAGAGUGGGGUUGCACAACGAGCGGUAGUCAGAUCUCUUGGCAUGGGAAAUGGGGAGGAUCUACCGCCACGAUUUGGUCGAUGGCGAAGUCCGGGAGGCCUUACUCCAAGGUUUGAUGUAUGCCACACAAACUGCACGGGCCAAGCACAGCCGCAGGUGUCAUGCGAGUGGCUGGACGACUGCUACGAGAAAGGCAUCAUGACGCCUAGGGCCCAGAGCAAACGCCAGGGAGAUUGCCUUGCCGGCUUGCUCAGUGAUGGCAGGACGAGGCCCUCCGGCGCCGCCAGGAGAAGUUGGAUGCACUGCAGAACGAGUCUGCAAUGCUGGCAAAGCAGAUGCAGGCGCAUCCUUCGCCGGAUGCUUGGUGCUGGCGACCCGCAAAGGGCUCCCAGCACACGAAUGGUGCGUCGCUUCAAGGCAGGGCCCGGAGUUCAAAGGGCGUUGAAGGACGAGCCAAGAGGCGUGACGGUGCUGAUGCUGCUCUUCGAAGCCUGCCAAGAGCAGGCAUGGAUCUUGACUUUGGAGUCGGUGCCUGCUGUGAUUUUCAUGCCUGUCGGCUUGGAAAACAGUGCUUCAUUUGCCGGGGCAUGUGGCUGGUGGCUUGCGGGACCGCGCAAGGCAGCGCUUCUCGCUGGGACUGGCGCAGAGAGGAGGCUCGCUCCGUGA